Messenger RNA from Staurois parvus, 1191 nucleotides. NCBI's taxonomy places the organism in Eukaryota, Metazoa, Chordata, Amphibia, Anura, Ranidae. The record is from the annotation of a GenBank genome assembly.
CAGGUCUCGGGCCCUCAGGCGGAGCGGCGGGCGCCGGACCCCCAGGCGGAGCGACAGGUCUCGGGCCCUCAGGCGGAGCGGCGGGCGCCGGACCCCCAGGCGGAGCGACAGGCGGAGCGGCGGGGGCGCCGGACCCCCAGGUGUAGCGACAGGCGGAACGACAGGUCUCAGGCCCCCAGGCGGGCGGCGGGCACCGAGUCACCAGGCACAACCGUGGGCUCCGAGUCAACUGGGAUGACCGCUGGCACUGGGUCAGACAUUGGAUCGUCUGGCUGGACAGCGGUCAUCGGGUCACCAGGCAUCAGGUCAUUUGGCUCGACAGCGGGCACCGCGUCAUCUGGCAAGGCAGUGGGCUCCGAGUCAACUGGUAUGACCGCGGGCACUGGGUCAUUUGGCUUGACAGCGGGCACCGCGUCAUCUGGCAAGGCAGUGGGCUCCGAGUCAACAGGCACGACAGUGAGCACCGGGUCAUCAGGUACCGGAUUGUCUGGCUCGACAGCGGGCACCGCGUCAUCUGGCAAGACAGCGGGCACUGGGUCACCAGGCAUCAGGUCAUUUGGCUUGACAGCGGGCACCGCGUCAUCUGGCAAGGCAGUGGGCUCCGAGUCAACAGGCACGACGUGAGCACCGGGUCAUUUGGCUCGACAGCGGGCACCGGAUCAGGUACCGGAUCAUCUGGAUCAACAGCGGGCAUCGAGUCAACUGGCCUAAUAGGAUCGUCAGGCUGGAUCAGUUCAUCAUGCUGGGUAGAGGCAUCAGGCCAAUAGAGGCUUCAGGCCGAGUAGAGGCUUCAGGCCGAGUAGAGGCAUCAGGCAGGCCGAGUAGUAGGCAUCAGGCUGAAGAGAGGCAUCAGGCUGCGUACAGGCGUCAGGCUGAAGAGAGGCAUCAGGCUGCGUACCGGCAUCAGGCUGAAGAGAGGCUUCAGGCUGAACCACGGAAGGCAGGUUCACCGGUUUGGAUACUGGCAGGAUGGUAUUGGUUGGAAAGAAUUUUCGCUUUUUUUUUUCUGGUUUUAACUACUGGAGCACUGCAAGUAAACGCAGGUCUGCAAACGAAUGGAGCAGCUGGAGACAGAGAAGAACUGGAGGAUGGAACAGGAGAGGGAGCGGUUGCUACAGAGGGCUUUUUUACAGGGUUAAAGGCAGGAUAGGUGCAGCGAGUGGGAACAGGGUACUGACAUGCGGUAGAUAG